Molecule: messenger RNA, 204 nt
Organism: Miscanthus lutarioriparius
Lineage: Eukaryota; Viridiplantae; Streptophyta; Magnoliopsida; Poales; Poaceae
Source: the annotation of a GenBank genome assembly
AUGGAGAUGAAGAAGAUCGCCUGCGCCGUCCUCGUCGCCGCCUCGGCCACCGUGGCGCUCGCUGCGGAGGCUCCGGCUCCGGCCCCCACCAGCGGCUCCUCCGCCGUCGCACCCGCCGUCGGCGCAGCCCUCGGGGCCGCCGUGGCCUCCUUCUUCGCCUUCUACAUUCAGAUGUGCUGGGGCGGUGGGCAUGUGAGGCUGUGA